Messenger RNA from Amoebophrya sp. A25, 2021 nucleotides. NCBI's taxonomy places the organism in Eukaryota, Dinophyceae, Syndiniales, Amoebophryaceae. The record is from the annotation of a GenBank genome assembly.
UGAAGAUGUAUUGGGCACCGGAGAUGGUCCCUUGCGAUCCAGGGAAGCUUGCAGAUGGAUCAGCAGACUCAUUUGUCAAACAAACUAUGGUAUUAUAUACAAUAUUCUCGCAGCCUGUUUCUGUUCUUCUUUAUCAAAUCAUUUCUCUCCUCGUUGAAACUCAUAAAUAUUUUCUUCCACAUCCUUCAAUCAUCACAGGACUUCCUGGAGUUCCGUGACUAUUAUGGCUUCCACGAUCAUCCUCUUCCUAAACAAAUAAGGAAACUCAGUAGAAUCUUCAACAAGGAAGUUUCUUAGCAUAUACGCUAGAGGAUAUCGUUAUCUUUCAUGUAAUCGUAGAGAAUUUUAAAUUGCGCAGCAUCUUGGACGUCAUGAAACGAACGAAGGCCGAUCCGCGUCUCGAUCUCUUCUUUUAUGCUAUCCAUCAUCCAUCAACCAAAAGUGGCAGAUGCAAUUCUUUCUACCACGAUUCUCGAUGCAUGAUGGAUAUUAUCUCAUUCUAAUUCUCAAAUGGACGAACACACGAACCAACGCAGAUCUUCAGAAAUUAUGCACAACAUGGUGACUAAUUUUUUAUUCAUCGUUCACGAAGCUAAGAGGUAGAAACUCUAAUCGCCGGCUCUUCGCAUCAUUAAAAUGCGCAAUUUCGAAGAACGCACGCUGCUCCAGGUACUCCGAAGAGCACAGUUCACAAUCCCAUGCAUUUGCAGCGGCCGAUUCAAGGAAGCUUUCGAGAAGUUUUCAAAGUCGGUCCGUUUGCCGAAACGCCUGAACAAGCUGCAAGGAAAAUCAUACAUUAAGCAAAAAUCAAUAUCUUUUUCUAAUAAUAAAUACUAAAAAUAAAAAAACUUCCAUCAAAUUCUAAUUUUCCGAUUUAUGCUUUGCUGCUGAUGUGGGCAAAGCUGGGUCGAGUACGUGGAAAUACUCUAUGCUUCGUCGGGUACCUUUCCUAUAUCUUCCUCAAUGAUCUAUUUUACAAUAAUUCUUCUUCAUAGAUAGCAGCUGAUACAAGCAGGGCAAGCAUGGAGCAACUCACUUCAGCAUUACAAUCCUUCUCACAUUUACAGACCGUCCGGGACCGGGAAAAGUUGGACUCUGAAUGCUUUAAAGGAAUGCUUGUUAUGAUAGAAAACUCAACUUUCUUGAAAUCAAUCAUGCAGUAUAUUCUUGAUAAUAUACUACAUGCUCAAGAAAGUUUAUGAAGCACAUUCAUUCCUCAACCACGAGUUUUACGAAAUCCCGCAGCCAAUCGGAAGCUACUUAUGAUCUCAAUCUUUUAGUAGCUACUUCAAUUCUCACUCUUUUCUGCCUUUGUCGAAUUCCAGGACAAAGAAAAAUAAAAGUCAUCAGCUCUAAACUCUCCUCUUGCUCGGCUUGGACUGUACUGGCCACCGACGCGAGCAUUUCUGCUCGACGAAUUAAGUAUCCGCCAGCUGAAGGUUAAGUCUACCAUCUUCCUCAUACUCAUCCUCAGAUAGUUUUUCAACUCAGUGACUAUCCCGAGGAUACUUCCUAUGAGAAGGAACAUUCUAAAUACAGAAUGCUGGGAGACGAGGGAUUUUGGAAGUAUACCUAUACUUUUCUUACAUGCUUUAAUUUUACUCAUCUCUUUUCUUUUCUAAUUGUUUCUCUUUCCUUUAUCAUUCCCCUAUAUCAAACUCCUCUCCCAGACGUUGGCUGACUUUGCAAACGAGUGGGUCGAUAAGACCCGCGUUCCUUAAGAUUCAGAGGCUCUCUAGUGCUUCCACAUCUCAGUAUCAAGUCUCAUGAUAUCUGAUAGGAACCUAGAGAACCUCGCCUCCUCUUCCAAUGCAUCCAAAAACGGAGAGCCAGACCGUGAAAAUUUUUCUUAUGAAAAAGGUGAAUCCGACGAAGACUCACGCCGCAUUUGGUUCUCUUAUAAAAGAAUAUUCAAAAACUGACUCCGUCGUAUCUAAAAACUCUUACUCCAUUCAUCUUGAUCCAUUUCAAUAAUUUAACUGCAGCAUAGAGAAUAAAAGAUCGAAGAUUUCUAAUUUAUU